Messenger RNA from Bipolaris zeicola 26-R-13, 744 nucleotides. RefSeq lists its product as uncharacterized. The transcript has 5 exons. The record is from RefSeq and is a predicted model, not a curated record. Bases 1 to 744 code for a protein of 247 amino acids. NCBI's taxonomy places the organism in Eukaryota, Fungi, Ascomycota, Dothideomycetes, Pleosporales, Pleosporaceae.
AUGGCCAAGGAGCGCAGCAAAGCAAAAAGGCGGACAAGCGUCAACGGAGAUAGUGAUUGCACAUGGGGGCGGCGGAACCCCCUGCAAUGCACAGACCGUACUAGCCAUCAAAGGCGUGCUGGUCAUGGGUGCGAACAGGAGGCCAGUGACGUAGAGUGCUUGGUCGGACAUGUCGCGCGCCAUGAGCAGGCGCCGGGCUAUUCGGCUGCGAUUGAUAUGUCCGGUGAAGCUAGAAUCACUUUUGAGGUCCAUUGUGCGAGGGAGGCCGUCGUCUGCCCGCAGACGUGGGUUGUCAAGGUUGGGGGUUCAACGUCGUGCAUGGGCGCGGAAGAGAACCGGUUUGACGGCCGCCAAGGAGGCCGACACCUACAUAAUAGUAGUAGUGGGGCAUUACUAACGUCGACGGCGAUUCAUACUAUCAUUGAGCAGGUACACCGCUGGUACUGCCUCAUGUGGGCCUCUCGCCAACAUCCCAUCGCUUCGCCACAACUAGCACAACAGGCCGGUAAUCCAUCGCUGUUUGCCGAUCGCUCCAUCAGAACAUCGGGAAUCGUCUUAGGGCUGAAAUCACCGCCACCGGCGCAGUUCCGCCUGUGGGCAACAUGCAGCCCUAUGCACCAUCCCGUCAUCUGCCAUCACGUGGUGGCGACGCCUAUCGGCGAUGUCCUUGUAGACGCCAGCCUAUCUAUUUUCUAUACCUCGCCAAGGCAAUUAACCCUUGCGGGCAUCCUAGUCAGAGGAUAA